Polistes dominula (European paper wasp) is the source of this 2140-nucleotide messenger RNA. RefSeq names its product cyclin-dependent kinase 4. Gene Ontology annotation, molecular function: cyclin binding; ATP binding; cyclin-dependent protein serine/threonine kinase activity. Lineage: Eukaryota; Metazoa; Arthropoda; Insecta; Hymenoptera; Vespidae. Gene Ontology annotation, cellular component: cyclin-dependent protein kinase holoenzyme complex; cytoplasm; nucleus. Gene Ontology annotation, biological process: signal transduction; G1/S transition of mitotic cell cycle; protein phosphorylation. The record is from RefSeq and is a predicted model, not a curated record.
AUAUAAGCACGUAGCAUGAGUAUAAAGUUAAUACAAUAGAUAGGCCCUUAAAGAAGCCCUUGAAAGGGCCCUAUGUUUAAUAGUCCCGGCCCUGAUCUGACCGACAAAUUUCUCCUACCCAAUUCCAGAACAGUCUUCUUCUGUGCUUCUUUCCUUACUCUUCUAUUUCCUUCUCCUCUACUCUCCUCUCCUAUCUCUUAUUUCUGUGUGUGUGUGUGUAUAUUAGCAAUACAAAUACACACACACACACACAUAUACUUCUUGUACACAACGAAUCGAAAGAAGCAUUUCCAUUCAUGUUUCGAGACCGUGUGCUACGCGCAACACAGUUGUCAAUCGUUUGUUUGUAAGUGUAUAUUAAAAAAAAGGAAUUUAAAAAACACACACGAGACCACUUUGAGGGCAAGGAACAAAUAAAACUAGCAAAAGUAGACUAUUAUUUAUUUGUUCAUAUAUUUUGCAAAAUUAAAUAUCGUCAUCAUGGUUUUACUAACGCCGCGGGAUAUAAUAUUCGUCUAGACUCGUCAUCGAUGCGUGUCCAGUUAAACUAUUCGUGAUCAGCAAACAACAGCAGCAGCAGCAGCAGAGUAGCAGCAGCAGCAGUAGAUGCCACGUAACAAUAGAAGGACAUAACAUCACACUUCAACAACAUCUUCUUAGGGGUUAGAAAUAACACGUGAGGACUUCUAUUGACUUGAAACUAACUUUUAUGAAAAUGAAGACAAUUUUCUCUGCGAGAUUAAACUUAGGCCGUUUAGAAAAUUGGCAAAAUGUGGUGAUGGCGGAAAGACCUAGACGUCCGAGCUCUGAGCUCGGACCGGAUUUCUCACCUCCUAGGAAUUCGAAAAGAUCUAGAUUGUUGUUGGAACUAGCUGAAGAAGAAGAAGUUGACACAGUCAAGGAAGAAGAAAGUUUGGAAAGUAACGAAACAUUACACUCACCUAAGGACACUGAAGAAGAAUCAUAUAAAUCUAUUGAAGAGGAAGCAAUAGCAGGACCAUCAGGUAUAAGAGAAAUAUCUGAUAUAAAUUCAGACGAAGAUAAUAGCAAUCAAGAAACAUCAGACAUGAAAGCCGUCGCAUUGAAUUCUACUGUAAAUAUGCAAUCAUCUUUAAUAGGUGAUCACGCAUUAUACAUACAAUUAAUUUAUAUUGGUAAUGGUGCCUAUGGUACUGUUUACAAAGCAAGAGAUUCUAAUACCGGUCAAGUUGUCGCACUUAAAAAAGUUAGAAUACCAUUGAGUAUUGAUGGAUUACCUACGUCUACAGUUAGAGAAAUUUCAACUUUGAAACAACUCGAAAGACUUGAUUAUCCACAUAUCGUCAGAUUAUUGGACGUUUGUCAAGGCAAACGUCAAAAAAGUGUCUUACCUUUCAAUGAAGUUAUAGAAGACGCAUUAGAAGAAAGCUUAACUCUUUGGUUAGUCUUUGAACAUGUUGAACAAGACUUGGCAUCUUAUAUAUCAUCAUGUUCAGAGACAGGUAUACCUCCCAACGUUGUUAAACGAAUGUUCAAGGACAUUCUACUUGGCAUUGAUUUUUUACAUGGUCACAGAAUUAUACACAGGGAUUUGAAGCCACAAAAUUUAUUAGUCACCUCAGAUCGAAGGAUCAAAAUUGCAGAUUUUGGUUUAGCUAAAACAUAUUCCUUUGACAUGGUUUUAACUUCUGUGGUUGUAACUCAAUGGUAUAGAGCACCAGAAGUUUUAUUAGGUUGCUCGUAUGCAUCUUCUGUAGAUAUGUGGUCAGCUGCUUGUAUAUUAGCUGAAAUUAGUAAGUUGAAACCAUUAUUUCCAGGUACUAGUGAAGGCGACCAAUUGGAUAGAAUUUUUCAAAUUAUUGGUACUCCAAGAAUAGAAGAGUGGCCUGAAAACGUAUCCCUUGGUUGGAAUGCAUUUCCUUAUAGAAGACCAAAACCUUUGGGUGAAGUAGUACCUAAUCUAGCUGAAAGUGGAUUAGAUCUUUUACAAAAGUUGCUUACGUUCAAUCCUCAUUAUCGUUUAACAGCUUAUCAAGCUUUAAGGCACAGAUACUUCACUGCAAAUCAAACAUCAUAAAUUUAUGUCUUAUUGUUUAUCAAAGCAGAGAAGUAUAUGUUUAGACUGAUAGAAUUAUUUCUAUGGAAUCUUAUUUAUCUAUAU